UGGGAUGCCCGAUGAGAUACCUUCCUAACCUCAAGUUGUGGCAGUUUUUUAUGGUAUUCAGUGAAAGACUGCAAAAAUGACUACAGCGGAGCAAGCUGAGCAUCUUUUGGCUCUGAAAGUGAUGAGGCUGACCCGACCAACUCUUGUCAUGCCCAGGAUUGUGACUUCAGAGGCCAAGGAUCUGCCUCAGAACACUCUGAAUAAACUCCUACAGGAAGAUGCCACAACAGCUCGUGGGGUAGAAAGCGUAGGAGCUGGAUCAUUCAUGCUCCUGCCACAGAGUUUCGGGAAUAUUUACCUGGGGGAAUCCUUCUCCAGCUACAUCUGUGUCCACAACUGCACCAAACAUCCUGUCCACAAUGUCACUGUAAAGGCAGAUCUCCAGUCAACAACUUCCCGGAUCAAUCUGCCAAUGCACGUGGGCAAGAAUCUCCCAGCUACCCUAAAUCCCGAAGACACACUGGAUGAUGUUAUUCACCACGAAGUUGUGGAAAUUGGGACUCACAUCCUCAUCUGUGAAGUUCAGUAUAAUACCCUGGCUGGACUCCCAGCAUCGUUCCGGAAGUUCUUUAAAUUCCAAGUGGUGAAGCCUCUCGAUGUGAAAACAAAAUUUUACAAUGCUGAAACGGAUGAAGUUUAUCUGGAAGCUCAAAUCCAGAACAUCACAGCGGGAACAAUCUGCCUGGAGAAGGUAGAACUGGAGAGUUCUGAUAAGUACACAGCAACUGAGCUGAACACCUUGGCAUCUGGGGAAUCUGUCUUUCCAUCCAUGAAGAUGCUGCAGCCCCAGAACAGUUGUCAAUUCUUCUACUGCAUCAAGCCAAUUCCUUCAGUGGCUAAUGAUCCCAAUGCCCUGAGGAUUGCCAAUGACAUCGGGAAGCUGGAUAUUGUCUGGAGGUCGAAUCUUGGUGAAAGGGGACGUCUGCAAACCAGCCAAUUGCAGCGAAGCCCAAUAGACUUCAAGGAUCUCCGUCUGAGCGUGAUUGAGGCAGCUAGCAUCGUCAAGAUAGGCUCAGCUUUUAAUUUCAAAUGUCGCAUUACCAACACCAGUGACCAAUCCAUGGAUCUGGCUCUUAGUUUGACCACAAGUGCCAGAAUGAAUUCCACCUACACCGGAUCCACGGAAUACACGCUGGGUACUAUUGCUUCAGGAGCCUUUAGGGAUUGCAGUUUAACUGUAUUUCCUGUUAAACUUGGCCUGAUAACUAUCACAGAUCUCCAGCUCAUGGACACAUUCCUCAAAAAGACCUACAAGUUUGAAGAUUUCCUUCAAGUCUUCGUUGUAGACACAACAUACGACAUGGAUAGCUUCAAUAUGGACGAGAAUGUCCAGUAUUAUGACUAGAAAAGCCGGAAAAAUGUGCAAAAAAUAAAUAAUAUUUGCAGGAAAA
This is a messenger RNA of Phlebotomus papatasi, 1391 nucleotides long. Its product is annotated as probable trafficking protein particle complex subunit 13 homolog. The transcript is spliced from 4 exons. Gene Ontology annotation, cellular component: TRAPPIII protein complex. Bases 77 to 1345 code for a protein of 422 amino acids. The record is from RefSeq and is a predicted model, not a curated record. NCBI's taxonomy places the organism in Eukaryota, Metazoa, Arthropoda, Insecta, Diptera, Psychodidae.